AUGGUGACUGGUGGAAUGGGCACCGCCCUUGCUUUGGGAAAGGCUGCCGGCCCAGUCUUCAUGAGCAACAUGAUGACAUUCGGACUUGCUGGCCUGGUCGGAUAUCGUGCGGUAUGGGGUGUAGCUCCUGCUCUUCACUCGCCUUUGAUGAGUGUGACAAAUGCAAUUUCCGGUAUGGUUGGUAUCGGCGGGUUGUUCAUCAUGGGCGGUGGCUAUGUUCCUACUACGAUCCCUGAAUAUCUCGGUGCUGCGUCAGUGUUCUUGGCCUUUGUGAACGUCUCUGGUGGCUUCGUUAUCACUAAGCGCAUGCUUGAUAUGUUUAAGCGUCCCACUGAUCCUGCCGAAUAUCCGUGGCUGUAUGCGGUCCCCGCUGUUGUGUUUGGUGGUGGUUUUAUCGCCGCUGCAAGCACUGGUAUGUCUGGCAUUGUCCAAGCUGGGUACCUUGUCAGCACGCUGCUGUGUAUGGGUUCCAUCUCUGGUCUUGCUUCUCAGCAAACUGCCCGACGGGGCAACAUCUUCGGUAUCCUGGGUGUCAUCUGCGGUAUUUUGGCUUCAUUGGGCGCCGUUGGCUUCUCGACUGAAACAUUGACGCAAUUUGCUACUGUUGCCAGUACGGGUGCCAUCGUCGGAGGAUUGAUUGGCCGUCGCAUUACACCAACUGGUCUUCCCCAGACAGUGGCUGCGCUCCACUCUGUUGUCGGACUGGCCGCUGUUCUGACCAGCGCUGGAAGCGUGUUGGCUGAUAUCACAGACAUCACAACCCUCCAUCUUACCACGGCCUACCUUGGUGUUCUCAUCGGAGGUGUCACCUUCACUGGCUCAAUCGUCGCCUUCCUGAAACUCGCCGGUCGUAUGUCCUCCAAACCAACCAUCCUACCGGGCCGACAUGUCAUCAACUCGACUCUCCUGGGAACCAACAUGGCAACAAUGGGCGCAUUCAUAACAAUGGCCCCAGGAAGCCCUGCAAUCGCUGCCACAUGUCUAGGAGCAAGCACCAUCCUGAGUUUCCUCAAAGGAUACACCACAACAUCAGCAAUCGGCGGCGCCGACAUGCCCGUCGUAAUUACCGUCUUGAAUGCCUACUCAGGCUUCGCCCUAGUAGCCGAAGGCCUCAUGCUCAACAACCCCCUCCUAACCAGCGUCGGAUCCCUGAUCGGCGUCAGCGGCUCCAUCCUCUCCUACAUCAUGUGCAUCAACAUGAACAGAUCCCUGGCGAACGUUCUCUUCGGCGGUCUCUCCUCGCCAGCAGCGCAGAGCCAGAAAAAGAUCGAGGGCGAAAUCACCCAGACCAACAUUGACGAUACAGUAGAAGCCUUAUCCAGCGCCGAGAACGUCAUCAUCGUCGUUGGGUACGGCAUGGCUGUCGCCAAGGCCCAAUAUGCUCUCUCUGAGAUUGUCCGCCUCCUCCGCGCAAAGGGCGUCAACGUUCGCUUCGCUAUCCACCCCGUAGCUGGCCGCAUGCCUGGUCAAUGCAAUGUGCUUCUCGCCGAAGCAUCGGUGCCAUAUGAUAUCGUCCUCGAGAUGGAAGAAAUCAACGACGACUUCUCCGAUACAGAUGUCACCCUCGUCAUUGGCGCCAAUGACACCGUCAACCCUAUUGCUAUGGAGCCUGACUCGGCUAUUUCCGGUAUGCCGGUUCUCCAUGCCUGGAAGAGCAAGGAGGUUAUUGUCAUGAAGCGGGGCAUGUCCAGUGGUUAUGCUGAUGUUCCGAACCCCAUGUUCUUCAUGCCUGGUACGCGCAUGCUCUUUGGUGAUGCCAAGACGUCCUGUGAUGCCAUCAAAUCUGCCCUGGAGGCACGAAAGUAG
Molecule: messenger RNA, 1806 nt
Organism: Penicillium nucicola
Lineage: Eukaryota; Fungi; Ascomycota; Eurotiomycetes; Eurotiales; Aspergillaceae
Exons: 4
Coding region: 1-1806 (601 amino acids)
Biological process (GO): NADPH regeneration
Cellular component (GO): mitochondrial inner membrane
Molecular function (GO): NADP binding; NAD binding
Source: RefSeq, a predicted model, not a curated record